Molecule: messenger RNA, 4401 nt
Organism: Acanthoscelides obtectus
Lineage: Eukaryota; Metazoa; Arthropoda; Insecta; Coleoptera; Chrysomelidae
Source: the annotation of a GenBank genome assembly
GAUAUGUCAUUUAUUCGAGCAGUGUGUCGUGCCUCCCGUUGCCCGUACGAACUACGAACACAUUGGGUUCCCAUCCACGUCGUCCAGGUUUAUUUUAGCUUACACGGACGGACAUCUGAUGUGAGUAAUGGCGAACAGUUUUACCAUUUCAAAAUGUCCAGGUCCAACGUUUUUGGCGGUUACUUCAUUAUUGUGCUUGUUGGAAGACUGUAUUCAUUUGUGAGGAGAUAUUUUUAUUAAUACAUUAACCAGGGCAAUCCAACUUCCUAAAUGGAAUAUUCAAUACACAUAUACCGAAUUUUUAGGAGACUAAGUUAACAGAAUGCGUUGAAAGGCGGGCUCUAUAUAAGACGAUGGACGCAAAAGAAAGUGAUGGUAUUACGCUUCCUUCAAGAAGUAGGCAUCACUCUACAAAUAAGAUGAAGGUGUUAGUACGUAGUCAUGCAAUGCGUGAAGAGUCUCCACCUCCUUCACAACACGACAGCCCGCCCCAUCACAAACAGCCCUGUAUCAAGCUGAUACCUUCACCUGAGCCAGGGGGAGGAACACCGGAUGGGGGAGGUGGAGGCUGCGUGUCGCCAGUCGUGGUUCUGUCCCCAUCUCCGUCACCUGCAGAAUUGACGCAGCAACAGCAACAAUGUCUGUCACCUGCAGGUACUCUUGUACCUUCAUCACCAGCGUCGAGAGGUUCUCCAAACGGACACCUUCAUCCAGCUGGUGUUGAAGAACACACCGACGAAAGUGAGAUGUCGACCACGAAGUACGCGAACAACACCGCCACUAAACUGCCUCCUACGACCAACAAUAACAGAUACCACCACAACCAGCACUAUAACCAGCACUACCAUCAACAACAGUACCAGCAGCAGCAGCCACCGCCUCCUUUCUUCCCACCGAAACAAUCUAGUCAACCCACGAAUUAUAGGGGCCCCAAUACGGGAGGCGGGGGAACCAGGAAACCAGGCCACAUCCCCUCGCACAACGCUUGUGAUAAUAACAAUACCGUCACCGCAGUUAACAAUAACAAUAACGUCAGCGGAGGCGGUAAUAACAUGCUGACGGUACAGCGGGCACGGGGGAAGUUGAGGCAGCAGAGCUCGUCUCAAGGCAGUUUUGAGAGCUCUUACAAUUCACCCUGCUUAUCGCGAGAUAGCAGUUCGGAACAGUAUACAGAUACGACUGGCAUCGAUCUGGAACAGUUCAUUCCGGAAACGUUAAAUAAAAAUUCUAGAGAUAGGGCGCUGAUGCUACGCAUUGAACAGGAACUAGUCAACUUAGCCAAAGAUAAAUUUAAGACCCACUAUAAAUUUCCUCCUAUGUGCUCCUACCAGCGUAUGUUGAUUCAUCGAUGUGCAGCAUACUUCGGGAUGGAUCAUAAUAUUGAAACUACCGGCGGUAAAAGUGUCAUAGUGAACAAAACGAAGAACACUAGGAUACCAGAGACUGAGUUCAAAGAACUGAUUAGGGAUGAUAUAAUUUUGAACGAUGAGCCCAGAAGAUCGAUAUUAAAGAGAGAUUCCAACAGUAUUGAAGACUACAGCUUUAAAUCACCGGACAGGUCGUGCAGUUCAGAAAAUCGGAGAAGCAAGAGUUUCGAAGAAAGGGAGGAAGAAUAUGAAAAGGCGCGAAGACGGAUAUUCAACAGAGAGCAAAUGCACGAUGGAUCAUCGGAAGAUUUCGGUUGGUCCGAGAUGCCAUGGUCCAGUACUGAAAGUGAAUAUUCGUCAAGGUUCCGGCUUCACCCGCCAGACUAUCAUCGAAGACAUUUUGGAAAGCUAAUAAAGGUGCACUCUGAAGAUACGGCGGAAACGUUGAGGCCAUACGUAGCAAAAAGCUAUAGUUUUGGUGGAUAUGGUGGAAGUAUAUCAGUGCUAAGCAGAGGUGAUAGUGUUAUGUCAACACAUAGCGCUGGACCUAGACUGCUCACAAAACAAGAUUCUGCCGCCAGUUCAGUAUCGUGGCGUCUGAGUCCCAGCAGUUCCGGUUACAAAUCUCAAUCACAAAUGUCUGAGUCGGUGACGCCUUCCCCCACAUCGACGCCCCACCAAGGGGCAGGGCCUCAGAUCGGUGUAGGGGCGGGACCUCCGCAACCACAAAUGUUGGAGGGAGAAGAGGUACCAGCGGCGUUGAGAAAGUGUGGACAUCGUGACAGCCAUAUUGUGUGGGCGGUCACUGAUAUACAUAAUGUCCCCUUAGGAAGCCUUAUCAUCGAUCCGGAGACAGGAAAACCAUUAAAGAACGAUGAUGGUUCUGCUUACCACUACGAUCCUAACAACCUGCCGCCGUUAUUAGUACAUAAUCCGUCAAAACCUGAGUCUUCACAAGCGCCGCCAUCCUCACCGCCUAAACAGUCGACCAAUGAAAAUCCCACACCUUCGCCUAAAAAGAACAGACAAAUUAAAUCAUCUCCUACGAGAAGGAGCACAGUAACUAACAGUUCUACGAGUCCGAGCCUGCCGUUCACGCCACCUCCCCAACAAGUGGUUGCGCAAACGCCCAGUAUACCGCCACCUCUACAAAGGUCCUUCGGUUACGCGGACCAACAGCAGCAACAGCUUACGGGCGGAGGGUAUACCACCGCUUACGCUGCCCCGCCCAUGGAGAACGGAGUUUACGCGCAGUCUUACGUGGUUUACGCUCCGUCGCCCUAUGGGAUGCAUAUGGCAGCUCAGUAUGAUGCUAGGAUGGAAGCAGCUCAGGGUGUCCCGACUGACAUGACGACAUACUACGUCCAGGAUGGUGCCGGUGGAGUUACAUCUUAUCCGCCUGGCACAGCCCCGCCCUAUUGGCACCAUCAACCGGUUGCAUGUUUCUAUCAGAAUGGACAACCAGGAGCAGCCGCCGGCCAGUUGAUGGCACCUCCUCCAGGUACGCAACACACACCUCGGUACGUCGGACAUUCGCAAGCUUUUCUGCCUCCAAGUGCAGGAACAUAUCCAGCAAGCUAUGUGUCUCCGCCCAGUGCUGCUCAGCAAGCAAUUGCCGCACAACCACAGACACCCGAACUGGUGCCAGUAUAUCCGAGCUAUCAGCAAGUUAUUUAUCAUCAAAAUCAACAACAUCCUACUGCCAUAUAUCCUCAGUCGCAAUCUCAGGUGGUUUACGCCGCUUCUCAAGCAAAUGCUGCACCUCCGAUCUACCCAUCUCCGCCUGUGCCUCCAGUACCACACGGUUCUGCGGGUGGGCACAUGGUACCCACCGGCGGUGCAACGGCGCCGCCUUACCCCCAAGGCACGCCCACUCCUAACGCCCAAUCACAGCAGGACGCCGCGAAUGCAGCGGCCUACGCGCAGUUGGCGCACGUCAUGCAACAUAUGAGCAUCGCCGGCGCACCGGCCCAUUAUCAACAUACCGCUGCAACGGCAAUGAUGAUGCAACAACAACAGCAUAAUACGAAAGUUGGCCAGAUGGAGUACCGUACUCGUCCAGCAUCGCAACAGUACUUCAAUACUAAGUCAAAUGGCAAAUACCUGAGCCGUCAGUCGUCUGUUGGAAACGGGGGUAGUAGCGGCGGUACCAAUUCCCCAGCAACCACCGUGGUAGCGAUACCACCUUCAGUAGCGAUGCCAGGAUACUACAAGACACCUCCUGAUACGCCCCCGGCGGCGCAAGGAAUUCUGCCGCCGCAUUUCACCGGAUUCGUACCGCCUCAUCCUGGGGCAGGAAUGUUCAGUAUGCCGCCCGGCCCGCCGCCACCGGUCCUUUUCAAACAGAUGGGUAGUAUGCGAAUGAACACCCCUGGGACAGCUAGGAGUAGCAGAUCUCCAACGCCUGCCAGUGAAAUGUCACAUUUGGAAAGGCAAAGGAUGUCUUUUCCACCGCCCAAUAUUUUUCAAGGAAUGCCAUAUGUAGUUCCCAGUGAUCCUCGGCUGAUGUCGACAAGGAACCAGCCUAACGUGUACAAACAAACAUCAUCUGUGAAUAAGAAUCAGAAUUUUAGUCAGAAUGCGGAUAGUAGACCUCACAAGAAUAAGAAGAACAAGUAUGCUUUGAAAAAUCGAAAAUCUCGUGAUCAUGAUUUUCUUUUCUUCCGCAGCAAGGGAAAUAAACAGUCCGGCUUACCGCCCAGUGGAAAAUAGUCGAACAUCGCUUGAACAUUGCAUCCGAACGCUCUUCAUAGACUGUUACGACUAUUCUAUAGGACGACGCCUUUUUGGACCACGUAAAUACAACAUAAACGCACAUAAUUUUGUAUGUAUACACAUCGAAUUUUAAUUUACGGCAACAUCAUCUGUAUAUACAAGAUGAUUCAUUGAUAUUAGUUUUGCAAGUGCCGAUGAGGUGCAGAUCCACAAUGAGAUUUUUCAUGGUAUUUUUGUCUCGUGAAAAAAAAUCUCAUGAAUAGUAUUAUUUCAUUGUGGGAACAGGCGUAACGUAAGGGAGGUAAUCUCGCGAAACAAU